This is a messenger RNA of Scedosporium apiospermum, 4758 nucleotides long. RefSeq lists its product as uncharacterized. The record is from RefSeq and is a predicted model, not a curated record. Gene Ontology annotation, cellular component: cytosol. NCBI's taxonomy places the organism in Eukaryota, Fungi, Ascomycota, Sordariomycetes, Microascales, Microascaceae. The coding region runs from base 1 to 4758 and encodes 1585 amino acids. Gene Ontology annotation, biological process: tRNA methylation. The transcript has 8 exons.
AUGGCCGACGCGGGGCAGGAUAUCAAGAUCGAUGCUCCUGAUGUCACAGGCAGCAGGGGUCCCAACGAUCUAGUAGUAUGGCUAGAGGGGCAGCCUGAUAAUUCCAAAACUGAGGCCGCCGACGCAAUUUUCAACCAGCUCAUCUCACGAGAGACUCUGUCAAAGCUCUCAAGUAGUAAGGUCCGCGUGAAACUUUGUGGAUUCAUCGAGCAAUGCCUCAAAUCGAAAACUCCUGGAGUCCGUGAUUGGGCCCUUUCCAAAGAUCUCUACCUCAAAUUGUUUGAUCUGUAUCUCGAAUGGAAUGAAUCAGAUGCUGAGCGGUCGUUGAGACUCGUACUAGAUCUCCUAGUCGAUCUAAUGAUCCAAGGGAAAGCGAGGGCUGAUCUAGGCCCCGUAAAACUAACAGUAUUAGACACGCUUGUCUCCGUCAUGGCCAAGCAAUCCACUAAGCCCCUGGCGAAGUCUGCCAUCAUGGUUCUCGACCGCUUCCUCACCAAGUCCGUUGUGUCACUGAAAGAAGUUGGAACUACGUACAAGACUUGGAAGGAAUCUGAGCUUAAAGUCACGGACAUUGAGCUCUGGAAGAACUACCUCGCCGAAAUGUUUAACUGGAUGGAAAUCCAGUUUGUAUGCCCUGUGGCUGGCAAAUUUGUCGCCACGGUAUAUAGAAUGCUUUCCAUAGAGUCCAAGCAGGGAUUCCUUCAAGCCUCUCAAGUACCAUUCACCGUCGAGAUAUGGCAUGAGUGGCUGCUGGAGUUCUUGACUGCUGAGCCCUCGCUGCUAGACGGCAUCAAGAAUUACAUCUUCGUGCCCCUGUUCAAGUCGGAGAAGCAGGAGUCGAUAGAACUUCUACAGAGAAUGAAUCGAUUGGAUAAGGCCAUUACAACUCCAGACUUGUACUUGGAUAUCCCCGCGAUGCUUCAGCUAGCCUCGCUCGAGGUCGGCAAGAGAGUAGGCUUAGUUGAAGAACCAGUAUAUGGCGGCCAAGUACAAAACAAGGACCAUUCCGGCCCCGUCGUGCUUCAGGAGGACCUCCUCGAACACGUUCUCGUUCACCCUUCAUUUAGUAUCCGCACGCAUGCACUGUCUCUAAUAAUAUCAUCGUCGUCGACGACACGCCCCUACUCCCCCACGGCCUUGGUUCUACUGCAAAAGCAUCUUGGCAUGUACUUCGCGGACUCCGAGGCGCGCUUCCGGAAUGAACUUCUUGGAAAGCUUAGGGAUAUGUACAAGAGAGUUCGCGGCGGUAUCUUUGUGCUCCAGCGAAGCCUCGUGCGUGCAAGAGCGGCGACACACCAGAAACACACGGGAGUCUCGACCGAGUCCCGAAAGCCAGCGCUGUAUCAUACUAAUGUUAUUUCCCACCCCGAACCCGAGCUGGCUACGGCAUUGAAACUCCACGAAGACUUCCUUCACUGGUAUCUUCGCUUCCUGAGGGCCGAGCUAGUCCCUACUGCCUCCUACCAGCGACAUGUAACAUCACUAAAGACCGUGGCAAAGAUAAUACAGCUCGAAGCGGCCCCCGCGAAGACGUGGGAAACCAAGGACGAUAAGGAACUUUUCUUUGAUCUCUUUGAUGCAACGUGGUCUCGUGCGCUUCUCGACUUGCUCAUGGACCCGUUUGAUGACGUUCGGGACACCGCUGCUUCUGUGCUGAGGCUUCUCUUCAAUGAUGGCCACUAUAGUGCCCUCCUUUCUCCAGGAACCUCACCUUCAGAUGCUCUGUCCCGCUUCCUAACUAGAGCCAAUGAGCUUGCUAACCAAACUGGGAGAGCUGACCAUGCCAACGGCGUUGCUCGGGCUUAUGAGCUACUCCACAGGUUCUCUGCGGACCAGCAGGCGAAAUCUACGCUUUUGUCGGAUCUCAUUGCGGCCUUGGAUAAGAGAAUCGCUUCGGCCGAGCAUAACCUGGGUCUCGCUGUGCUUGAUGCACCUACACACGGUCUUUUUGCGGCGCUGAGCUAUAUCGUCAUCUCUAUCAACGAACAAAAAUAUGAGCCUAAGACUUUGGCUGAGUUAGACCGAAUUUACUUUUCCAUGUUGGAAUGCUGUCGGCGGAUAUGGAACGUUGUGAGAGACGUGCUUUGCGAUGACUCUCCCGAAGGCCAUCUGCCGGAUGACUUGGAUGAGAUGGAGGGCUUGGAUACGAAGAAUCUUUUGAGUUACAGCUUCCGAGCGGUUGAUGAAUCUAGCAAAGUCAUGAAGGCGAUAAUCCAGGGUGCUAAGAAUUACGGGGGAAUGGAUCACCAGUGCCCCUCAAUGAAGGUGUUUUCGGCCUUUGGAAACCUCUCGCUCGAGCAACUGUCCACCCUAAGGCACCGUGGUGCCUUGACGACAGUAUCCCAGACAUUUGCGAUAUGCUGCCAGAUGUCAAGAUUUUACCAAGAAGAACAGACGUCACUGCCUCUUCUUGAGCAGUGGUACAAAGCGACUUUGAACUGCAUAUCUACACAGCGUUCGACAACGAGGAGGUCUGCUGGUAUUCCGUCUAUGAUGAUUGGGAUCCUGUCUGCCAACUACCGGAUCUCGUUUGACGGGGCUAUGGAGGAGCUCAUGAAGAUCGGGGCCACACCAGCUGCCGUAUCAGAGGCCGAUGGAUCAAACCUGCCCCAGGUUCACGCCCUAAACUCUCUUACUGGUAUUUUCAAGACAUCAUACCUCUCCCACUUCGAAAGGAAAUUAGAACGGUACCUACCGCUCUGUCUCCAGCUAGCGGCCGACUGCCUACGAUCGCAAAUCUGGGCCAUUCGGAACUGUGGCCUGCUCCUCCUGAGAGGUUUGAUGGACAAUCUCUUCGGCACCAGCGAGAGCAAAACAAUGAUGGAGGCGGGGUGGGACGGCAAGGCAAACCGUCUACACUACGGAAGGUACCCCAGCCUCGCGCCAGUGCUUCUGAGUCUUCUCAAGAGCGGCCGCGACAUGGUAUAUGAGAUAUCCACUACGGCGGCGGCUGAGGCGGUCUUCCCGGCCCUUGAUAUUGUUCGGCGAGCAGGUCCGCCUGCUUCUCUGCGGGAUGAGUUGCAGCAAUAUAUUGUCGACUACCUGGGAAGUCCCGCGUGGCAUGUCCGUGAGAUCGCUGCUAGGACCCUCUGCUCAUGUCUUCUCCACGAUAGGUGGCUGGAGUCGUUGAGGUCAAUCUUGGUACCGCGAGAUUCCGAUGAGAAUUCCGCGAGGGCGAAGAACCGUACCCAUGGCGCCCUGUUGACGGCUAAGUUUUUGGUAGAGCGCCUGGCGGAGGUUAUGCCGGCCCAAUUAACAGUGGAUUACGACGGCCUGGCAGCGUUGUUGGUGGAGAUACAGGACAAUUCACCGCGAGAUUUGAGGAGGCUUCCCGACCUGCAGGCCACUUACCUUGAAGUCUGCAAUCAAGCCUCAAAAUACGGACUCCGUCUUGUGCGCAAUGGCAAGAAAGAAGUGGCAGAGUCUCUGCACAAGACCAUAACCCUAUCUCUUGUCAAGUCGGGGGAUAUGGCAGAGGGUGAAAACCAUGGGGCACUCUUCCGCAUCCAGCGCGCGGUCCAGAGCGUCUACUCGCUUAUCGACCCCGCAAACGUCGACCCUUUCCUACGAAACGCCCGCGAGAUGGUUGACAGGGACGUGAGCUCGCUAGCUGCCACGCUCGAGACUCUGCCCAAGGUGUGGCCUGUAGAACACCUCUCCGGGUCGACUAUUUCGCAGCUAUUUGCCCUCUACCUAGAUAUAUGUAUGGCUGCGCGAGUACAGGACGUGCUUGCCAUAGCGCUGCAGAAUUUCACGGAUCUAAUGGCGGAUACGGGAGAUAUGCCGGAAGUGCAGCCGAGCAAGGACUCACUGUUGGGGUUGUGGUCACGCCUCCAGCGAGUUUCGAUGAACCCAAGCCUCUCGGACGAGAUUAUUCGGACUAGCGGCGUGAUCCUCGGUCGCCUGCUAUCCCUCCGGGAUGAAAGUGGAUGGGACCAGGGGGGUGCUUUGCGGAACUUUGGGCUCCUGGUCGCCGAAUCGAGCACCGAUGACAAGCCCUUCGACACACGAUACGCCGCAGCCGAAGCGCUCAAGUUCGCCCUCGCAAAUAGUAGUGGCACCAACCCCUCCCCAGAUCCAAACAACGCCUCCUGCCUCCCCUACUACCAAGCCCUCUACAACCUCCUCAACGACGACGACUCCGAAAUCCGCGACCUCGGCGCCUCAGCCCUAACCUCAACCACCACCGCCCCCAUCAUCCCCAUGCAGGCGGCCGCCAACCUCCUCUCCACCUGGAGCCACGGUUCCGACCUCAGCCCAGAGCUCUCAGCCGCCGCCGCCUGCCGGAUGGUCGGGCACGACUUCCCCGUCGACGCGCCGCUCUCCGCCCUCGGGGCCUUAGGUUCCGGGUCGGAGCAACUACAGGAAGCACUCAAGUUCGACGCCUCGCUGUUCCUUGUCGAGGAGCAGAAUCUCUUCGUCGACGAAGUGCGCGAGACGAAACGCUGGAAAGAAGUCUUUGUGAGUACUCUGAAAGACGAGAAGAAGCGCGAGGAUCCGGCGCUCGAUGCCCUAGCCGCUUGGACGCGUCCCGGGCUGAAGAUGCUCCUGGACAUGGCGGAGGAGAAAGGGGAUGGAGCCUUGGGGUGGACGUCUAGGCCGGCUGUUUUUGCGGUUUGCGCGAGGAUCGUGGUUUCUGCCGUUGCGCUUGUUGAAGUUGGUGGGUUUGAGGAUGUGCAGAGGGAUUUGGAGAGGUUGAAGGCGGUGGGGGAGCGGGUUGGGCUUUCGGGGUUGUUGCUUGAGAUGGCGGGGGUGUGA